This is a messenger RNA of Drosophila hydei, 5455 nucleotides long. RefSeq names its product ankyrin-3. Lineage: Eukaryota; Metazoa; Arthropoda; Insecta; Diptera; Drosophilidae. Gene Ontology annotation, biological process: signal transduction. The record is from RefSeq and is a predicted model, not a curated record. Bases 123 to 5318 code for a protein of 1731 amino acids. Gene Ontology annotation, molecular function: protein binding. The transcript is spliced from 12 exons.
AAUAAUUCUACGAUUAAUAAAUAAAUAUCGAGCUUAGUCAGACCGAUAGAAUAUAAUUCGUAUUAGCAUUGCAAUUCACUCGCUCAAAAUUAAGCUUGCUUUUAGGAAUCAAUUUAAAAACAAUGACACUAGGCGAGCCGCAAAACGAUAUACAAACGAAUACCCAGGGUCACGAAACAGCAAUAAAGCGAACACAGGUACAAGCAAAUCAGAGCGGCCACCCAAUAAAAAAUGGGAACUUUGAUAAAAACAAUAUUACGACAAAACAUCAAAAACAGAGCGAUGCAACAAUAUCAUUUCUGCGGGCUGCACGUAGUGGAGAUCUGGGUAAGGUACUGGAAUUCAUUGAUGGUGGCCUUAUCACGAACAUAAACACUUGCAAUGCGAACGGGUUGAAUGCGCUGCAUCUUGCAGCCAAGGAUGGAUUUGUGGAUAUAUGCAACGAGCUACUGAAGCGCGGGAUUAUGGUGGACAGUGCAACAAAAAAAGGAAAUACCGCCCUGCAUAUAGCUUCGUUGGCUGGCCAGCAGCAAGUAAUUAAACAACUAAUUCAAUACAAUGCAAAUGUUAAUGUGCAGUCGCUAAACGGUUUUACACCUUUGUAUAUGGCUGCACAAGAGAAUCAUGACAGCUGUUGCCGUCUACUGCUAAGUAAAGGUGCAAGUCCAUCUCUCGCUACUGAAGAUGGUUUCACGCCCUUGGCCGUCGCCAUGCAACAGGGUCACGACAAAGUGGUCGCCGCUCUUCUUGAAAGCGAUGUUCGUGGUAAAGUGCGUUUGCCGGCCUUGCAUAUUGCAGCGAAAAAGAAUGACGUUAAUGCGGCCACGCUGCUAUUGCAGCAUGAUAAUAACGCCGAUAUUGUAUCCAAGUCAGGUUUCACACCACUUCACAUUGCUGCCCAUUAUGGCAAUGUGGACAUUGCUAGCUUAUUGCUCGAAUGCGGCGCCGAAGUCAAUUAUACGGCAAAACAUAACAUAACGCCGUUGCAUGUUGCCUGUAAAUGGGGCAAGGCGUCGGUAUGUAAACUUUUACUUGCGCACCAAGCCCGAAUCGAUGCCACAACUCGAGAUGGACUUACACCACUGCAUUGUGCGUCACGCUCCGGACAUGUUGAGGUGAUACAGCUUUUACUCUCCCAGCAUGCUCCAAUACUGUCAAAGACUAAGAAUGGACUAUCUGCCCUUCAUAUGUCAGCGCAAGGGGAACAUGACGAGGCAGCCCAUUUGCUACUCGAUUACAAGGCGCCCGUUGAUGAAGUGACCGUUGACUAUUUAACAGCCCUCCAUGUGGCCGCCCACUGUGGCCAUGUUCGAGUGGCCAAAUUAUUGCUGGACUAUGGAGCGAAUCCAAAUUCGCGAGCGCUCAACGGCUUUACGCCCUUGCAUAUUGCCUGCAAGAAAAAUCGCAUGAAGGUUGCCGAAUUGCUGCUUAAGCAUGGCGCCAACAUUCGUGCCACCACUGAGUCCGGUUUAACGCCGUUGCAUGUAGCCAGUUUUAUGGGCUGCAUGAAUAUAGUUAUUUACUUGUUACAACACGAUGCAAGCCCCGAUAUGCCAACGGUACGCGGCGAAAGUCCGCUUCAUUUGGCUGCACGUGCAAAUCAGACUGACAUUAUUCGAAUAUUGCUUCGCAAUGGAGCACAAGUGGAUGCAAUUGCUCGUGAGGGUCAAACGCCGCUGCAUGUCGCAGCUCGUCUGGGUAACAUUGAUAUUAUAAUGCUGAUGUUGCAGCAUGGUGCUCUGGUGAAUGCCUAUACUAAAGAUAUGUAUACUGCUUUGCAUAUUGCUGUGAAGGAGGGUCAGGAGGAAGUGUGCCAGCUUCUAAUUGAAAAUGGGGCACAGCUGGAGUAUGAGACCAAAAAAGGUUUCAGACCAUUGCAUCUGGCCAGCAAGUAUGGUAAGGCAAAGGUGGCCAAUUUGUUGAUUCAAAAAGGUGCCGUCAUUGAUUGUCAAGGUAAAAACGAUGUGACACCUUUGCACGUGGCCACGCACUAUGGUAACCAGCCUGUGGUGUUACUGCUCCUAGAGAAGGGCGCCUCUGCGCAAAUAAGCGCACGCAAUGGACACAGUGCCCUUCAUAUCGCUGCUAAAAAGAAUAACCUAGAGAUUGCGCAGGAGCUAUUGCAGCACGGAGCUGAUGUGGAUGCAACAAGUAAGUCAGGUUUUUCAUCUGUUCAUUUGGCUGCGCAGGAGGGACACGUUGAUAUGGUUCAAUUGCUGCUGGACCAUGGUGCCAAUGCCAACAUUUCAGCCAAAAACGGGUUGACCCCAUUGCACUUGGCUGCUCAGGAGGGACACGUGCAAGUCUCACAGACUUUACUUAAUCACGGAGCUAACAUUUCAGAGCGCACUAAAGCUGGCUAUACAGCUCUUCAUAUUGCUGCUCACUACAACCAAAUAAAUGAAAUUAAAUUUCUUCUCGAAAAUGAUGCGAAUAUUGAAAUGACAACAAAUGUUGGCUACACGCCCCUUCAUCAGGCCGCACAGCAGGGUCAUACAAUGGUAAUCAAUCUACUUCUUCGACAUAAAGCCAACCCCGAUGCGUUAACAAAUAAUGGUCAAACAGCUUUAAAUAUCGCUCAUAACUUGGGCUACGUAACUGCUGUAGAGACUCUUAAAACUGUAACAGAAACAUCCGUAAUUAAAACGGUAACCGGAGUGCUUGAGGAAAAAUACAAAGUUGUUGCACCUGAAUUUAUGCAUGAGACGCUACUUUCCGAUUCUGAAGACGAAGGAGGUGACGAACUUUUGGAUCACAAUCAAUACAAAUAUAUGGCGACCGAUGAUUUAAAGGCCACCAAUGAUCAUGAUAACCAAAAGUUUGACACGACUGACCCGGAGCAAGAUCAAUUGGAUGGUCUAGGUGGCCGAGCUAUUGAAAGAGAAAUAACGAGAACCAGUGAGGCAAUUUUCAAUGCAUCGCCAAUGAAACGGCAGAUUGAUAAUGUGGCUAUCUUACGACCGCCUAUUCAUCUGGGAUUUCUAGUGUCCUUCCUUGUUGACGCACGAGGCGGUUCGAUGCGCGGUUGCCGACACAGUGGAGUUCGAAUAAUUGUGCCACCCAAGGCGUGUUCAGAACCAACCCGCAUAACUUGCCGCUAUGUCAAGCCACAGCGAGUAGUUAAUCCGCCGCCUUUGAUGGAGGGUGAAGCGUUGGUUAGUCGCAUAUUGGAAAUGUCCCCAGUCGAGGGAAAAUUUCUAAGCCCUAUUGUAUUGGAAGUGCCGCACUUUGGAUCACUACGCGACAAAGAACGUGAGGUAAUCAUUUUAAGGUCGGACAAUGGCGAAAGUUGGCGAGAGCAUAGUGUAUAUGAGGACGAAUGUAACUUACUGUACACCUUGAAGGAAACGAUGGAAGCUGAUGUUAAUCCACUGGAAGAUCUACACACAAGUCGUAUCAUACGAAUUGUUACACAAAAUGUCCCACAUUUCUUUGCGGUGGUAUCGCGCGUUCGCCAGGAAGUGCACGCAAUUGGGCCAGAUGGUGGCACUGUAUCAUCUAUUGCUGUGCCCCAAGUACAAUCCAUAUUUCCUCCUCAUGCAUUAACAAAGAAGAUUCGUGUCGGUCUUCAAGCACAGCCAGUGGACUUAAUUGGUUGUUCCAAGCUACUAGGGCAGGGCGUUGCAGUAUCUCCGGUCGUUACCGUCGAGCCACGACGACGCAAAUUUCAUAAGGCCAUCACAUUAAGUAUUCCGGCGCCGAAGUCUUGCAAUCAAGGCAUGGUGAAUACACCAUAUAACGGCACAAAUGGAAAUGUAAAUGCGCCGACUUUACGACUUUUAUGCUCUAUCACAGGUGGGCAAAAUCGUGCUGUUUGGGAGGAUGUAACUGGUUCGACGCCUUUGGCAUUUGUAAAGGAUAGUGUAAGCUUUACAACAACGGUAUCGGCACGUUUUUGGCUAAUGGAUUGCCGCAAUGUUGCGGACGCUGGUCGUAUGGCAACUGAACUUUAUACGUUUAUGGCACAGGUGCCGUUUAUGGUAAAGUUUGUAGUAUUUGCAAAGCAAAUAUCCGCAACCGAAGCAAAAUUAUCUGUCUUCUGCAUGACCGACGAUAAAGAGGAUAAGACGCUCGAACAGCAAGAGUAUUUCAGCGAAGUGGCGAAGAGUCGAGAUGUUGAGGUACUACAAAAUCAAAAUAUUUAUCUUGAAUUUGCGGGAAAUCUCGUGCCGGUGCUGAAAUCGGGCGAACAACUGAAUACAAAGUUUCAAGCAUUUCGCGAAAAUCGUUUAUCUUUCAUAGUAUAUAUCAAGGAUCAAGAGCAGCCACACGCACGCCUUUCCUUUAUGAGCGAGCCGAAAGUGGCGUCGGGUGAGGCGCCAUUGCAGCCAAUUUGUUCGCUGAAUGUGUCACUUGAACCGCAAGAGUUAAGUCAAGAGCAACUGUAUAAGAAUGGUAUGAAUAGUAAUGGAAAUAUGAAUACUGAUCAUGGCCUCAACUACAAAGAUUUAAUCAAUGCCGAAAUAAAAGCCAAUAGAAAGUCGAUAGAGAAUACAGUUAUAAAUCCAAUAAGUCUUUCCUUAGAAGAGGAAAUACAGCGCGCCGACAUACGCUUAUCAGAUAUCUCGAAUCUGCUGGGCGAUGACUGGCCACAGCUGGCUAAAGAAUUGAGUGUACCAGAAACCGACAUCGAUCUAGUUAAAGCUGAAUACGCCAAUGAACCUGUUGCACAACAAGGAUUAGUCAUGCUUCGUCUAUGGCUGAAGCAAGGGGGCAAUCGCGCAACUGGUAAUGCAAUGUCUCAGGCUUUAAACAAAAUAAGACGUGACGACAUUGUAGAACAGUGCAUGUUUAAUUUGGAGCUGGUCACCGAUCAACUGGAGCGUGGCUUGGCCACAGCUAGAAUGCAACAUGAACAUAGCUUGGUGCCCAAUCUAUCGGAUGGCCUAAAUGAAACAUUAAACAUUGAUCAGCUUAGCAAUGAACAUGAUUUGUGUCAAAACAAAGUUCGAUCUAAUAAUGAUAAAUCUUACUCAACACCUCCUUCUACCCCAAUUGAAAUCAACAGCGAGUCGCAGGAUUAUCAGUAUAAUAUUAACAUGUCGAUUCCUAAAAAUUUGCAAGAAAUAAUUGAAGAACCAAAAGUAAUUGAAGCAGAAGUAAAUUUAAUUAAGGCGUUGAACAUGACGGAUAUUGCAAAUAAUCCCCAAUCAUCAGAGGAUAAUCUAUUGCAGACACUGGUGGAUAAAUGCCAGGGACCAGCAACGUGGACCGGCGAUUUGAAUGUUUUGCAAGAAGCAAAUAAUAGCAAAACUAAAAUUAUACACCUAGAUUCAGAGAUGAAGAACAGUUUGUUAAAGAAAAUAUCAGAAGAUUGAAGUACUUGUAACUAGUUUUCAAGUUAUUGGUUUAUUUAUUUAUUUAUGUAUGUGUGUUUUCUCCUUUUAUUUGGCAACAACAACAAACAAAGUUCGUGUAUUAUUUGCGAUACAUAAUACAAAUGUUUCCAAUCUGA